Molecule: messenger RNA, 615 nt
Organism: Malus domestica (apple)
Lineage: Eukaryota; Viridiplantae; Streptophyta; Magnoliopsida; Rosales; Rosaceae
Source: RefSeq, a predicted model, not a curated record
AUGGUUAAGAAGGAAAGUAAUGGGGCAAGUGGAUCCCAAUCGCCGGCUGUAUGGAAUGCUCACAAUACAUCACUAUUUUGUAACGUGUGUGUCAAGGAAGUGGAGGCAGGAAAUCGUCCUGGUACCCACUUUAAAAAAGAGGGAUGGGAAAAUGUGAGUAUUAACCUAAAUAAAGAGACUGGAGCUGAGUAUAGUAAACAACAGCUGAAAAAUAAGUGGGAUGCACUUAAGGAGCAAUGGAAAUUAUGGAAAGAACUAAAGGGAAAAGAAACUGGUCUAGGAUGGAAUCCCAAGCUCAACACCAUUGAUGCUUCGGAUGAGUGGUGGCAUAAUAAAAUUCAGAUCAACAAAAAAUAUAAAAGUCUGCGUAGAAAAAGAAUUAGCCCUGAUAUGGAAGAUAAGCUAGAUAGGAUGUUCAUGAAUACCACUGCUACUGGUGAACAUGCUUGGGCACCCUCGUCUGGUGUACUUCCAUGUGAAAAUAAUGAUGAAUCUGAUGAGGAUGAUGGCAUUCAAAUUGAAAGUAGUGAUUUUGAUGAUGUUAUCCCACUCAAAAAUACUCAAGCUAAUGAGAAGUAUUUGGGGAAGAAGAAAAAAAAGAACUCGACAAUUUGA